Messenger RNA from Danaus chrysippus (African queen), 462 nucleotides. The record is from the annotation of a GenBank genome assembly. Lineage: Eukaryota; Metazoa; Arthropoda; Insecta; Lepidoptera; Nymphalidae.
AUGAUGUUUUUUAAGAGGACUGGAGAUGACCUCCUGAUGGUCCGAGAAAUAACUCUCACAGAGGCGCUCUGCGGCUUUGAAUUUGUUGUUAAACAUUUAGAUGGACGGGAUUUACUAGUAAGACAUUUACCAGGAGAGGUAAUCAAACCUGGAGACUUAAAAGGAAUUCAAGGCGAGGGCAUGCCUCAACACAAAAAUCCAUUCGAGAAGGGCAAUCUAUACAUUAAGUUUGAUGUGACCUUCCCAGAAAAUCAUUUCGCUAAUGAGGAGCAGUUAAAGAAAAUUGAAAGUAUUCUACCUCCUAGACCAGCAUUUGUGAUGCCAACCGGAGAUGAUGUUGAAGAAGUUAAUAUGAUGGAGUAUACAGCUAGUGAGAAGAGUAGGUCAAGGGAGGAGGCUUACGCUAGUGACGAUGAGGAGCAUGUGCAUGCAGGACCAGGAGUUCAAUGUGCCCACCAGUAG